This is a messenger RNA of Pseudoliparis swirei, 6219 nucleotides long. It is a transcript of the gene sgip1b, whose product is annotated as SH3GL interacting endocytic adaptor 1b. Gene Ontology annotation, biological process: clathrin-dependent endocytosis; clathrin coat assembly. Bases 256 to 2916 code for a protein of 886 amino acids. The record is from RefSeq and is a predicted model, not a curated record. Lineage: Eukaryota; Metazoa; Chordata; Actinopteri; Perciformes; Liparidae. The transcript is spliced from 23 exons. Gene Ontology annotation, cellular component: plasma membrane; clathrin-coated pit; clathrin-coated vesicle.
UGCUGCAUAUUCCUCGGGUGUCUCCUCUGACUGUGUCCUCCGCUGCUGCUGCCUCUCAUAUCUCCCCCCACCCCACCUCCCUGUGCGGGUGUCUGGAAGUUGGGCCCUUGGGGGUGGAGGGAAUCAACAUCGUGCUUCGCUGGGGAGCUGUGCAGAAUUAGCUAUGCCCUGCCCAGGCAUCCUUUGACCGGCUGGAUUUCUCCAUUUAUGUCUACCUGCGCACCGGAGGGCAGCAUAGGAUGAACAUCAGCAGUCAUGAUGCAAGGACUGAAAAACCGAACCAGGAAAGCUCUGGGUUUACGGAAGAGAGACAAGGAUACAGAAGCAACGGGUUCGCCUGACAAGGAAGGAACUGCAAGCGGGAAGAAAGGAAAUAAAAAGACCAAUGGAGCACCGAAUGGUUUCUAUGGGGAGAUCGACUGGAACAGAUAUGCCUCUCCUGACGUGGACGAGGAGGGCUUCAGCCUCCGGCCUGGGGAAGAGGGCGAUGCAGCUUCCAAAGCGAAGCAAUGUUCCUCCUCCAGCGACUCCGAGGACGAUGAGGAAGGCAAACAGAAGUUCAAAAUUAAGAUCAAGCCGCUGGUGGCGCACAGUGCCAAGUGUGUCCCUCCAUCUAUGGACGAGCUAAAAGCCUCAGUGGGAGGCCUAGCACUCUCUCCAUCUCUGAAGGGAAGUCCGAGACGCAGCCCGGGGCAGAUGAAAAGGAAUUUGUCCUGUGAAGAGAUUGCCAGACCCAGACGCUCCACCCCCACACCAAGUCCUGCCCCUGAGACGCCGAGUGACAGGCUGUCGCAGAACGUUCCUGCCUUUUUUGGGCUGCCAUCAGAGACCAAACAUGCCAGAUAUGAUGUGGUGCCGACUGAUGUAUGGGAAGAAUCAAGACCGCGCUCGGAAUCACCGCUGAGCAGAAGCUUCCCAACGGGAGCUCCCCCUCCGCUUCCUCCAAAAAACAUUCCAUCGAGAAGUCAUUACUGCUCUGCUUCUGCUUGUGAUGCUAAUCUACCCAAUGGAAGGGCCGCUCGCAGGUCAGCCCCCAUCUACCUGAACGUCCUGUCUCCCGCUUCUUACCAAGGCUCCCCGGCCCCUGACCUGGACGACGUGUUCGGCCCCUCAGACGGGACCCGCACCAAUGAAGAAACAGUGUCUCCCAGAUGGGUUACUUUCACCAGCGGCAGACCCCCGCCGCCUGAUGAACCCGCACCUCCUCCUCCGCCACCAGACUCUCCUGCUCCAGAAACGCCCUCGUCGACCCCCUCCACCCCCUGCCUCUCUCCGGGACCGCCGCCAAAUGAGCCCCCGCCCUCGCCUCCACCGCUUUCCCCGCUCUCACCUCUCUCACCGCUCUCACCCAGAUCUCCGCCUCCUUUCACGCCACCGGAAUCACCUCCCUGCGUCGUGCUCGGACCUCCUCCGCCGGAUGAACCGGCCCCUCCCCUGCCUCCCGACUUCUCUGCCUCUAAUUCGCCUCCUCUGUGUUUCGACGACGAGGGGACCGAUGAAGAGGUGCUGCAGUUUGCAGAGUACUGUUCGUCCCCGGCCCCCAUCAGCCCCGUGCCCCCUCUGCCUGCAGAGCGGAGGUCUCCUCGGGUCGGAGUCACGUCUCCUCUGGUCCUGGGGGCCGUGGGGGGAAAGAGGACUCCGGAGGGAGCAUAUCUGAGAGAUGAUAUCCCGGACUUUGUGGGUUCACCCAGAGAGCUGACGCCGAGUUUCAGGGGCACGCCACCUCCUCUCCCUCCAACCACGUACAGGUCUAUUAUGUCCUCCCCAGGGCCCUACUCAGGCAGCGGCCCCUCGUCCCCAGCUCGUCCCGCCACGCCUCAGUCUCGAGGCAGUCCGGUCCCGCCGCCUCCUCCUCCUCGACCGUCCUCGCGACCAAAGCUGCCCCCGGGGAAACCGAUCACAGACCCGACUCGGCCCUUCAGUCCUCCGGUUUCAGGCAGCCCCCCACCUUUCGCCCCCAUGGCCCGGGCAGAGAGCUCUUCCUCAAUUUCCUCCAUUACUUUACAGAGCACAGCAUCCACUCCAACCUUAGGAAGGGACCUCAACAUGUCCGGCGCAGGAUGCUCCAGAGGACCCAGUCCACUCACCAUGGGACCCCAAGACACUCUGCCAGUGGCAGCUGCCUUCACAGAGACGAUCAACGCCUACUUCAAAGGCGCGGACCCCAGCAAAUGUGUUGUGAAGAUCUCAGGGGAGAUGGUGCUGUCCUUCCCUGCGGGCAUAACCAGGCAUUUUGCCAGCCACCCAACUCAACCCAUCCUCACCUUUUGCAUCAGCAACUACAGCCGACUGGAGCAGGUCCUCCCCAACCCACAGCUGUUAUGCUGUGACUCCAUAACAGACAGUGUAGACACCAAGGAGUUCUGGGUAAAUAUGCCAAACUUGAUGAGCCAUCUGAAAAGAGUGGCUGAACAGAAGCCUCAGGCGACAUACUACAACGUGGACAUGAUCAAAUAUCAGGUGUCAACAGAGGGGAUCCAGUCCACUCCUCUGAACCUGGCGGUGAGCUGGAGGGGCGAUCUCACAAACAUGGAUUUAAGAAUAGACUACAAAUACAACACAGAGGCUAUGACCGCCCCCGUGCCACUGCACAACAUCCAGUUCCUGGUUCCUGUGGAUGGAGGCAUGGCCAAACUCCAGGCCAUGAUCCCCCCCGCCACCUGGAAUCGAGAGCAGCAGACGAUACAGUGGAAAAUCCCCAGUCUCUCUCAUAGAUCUGAAAAUGGAGGAGUAGGGGCUCUUCUGGGCCGGUUCCAGAUGAGAGAAGGCCCCUGUAAACCCUCACAGCUCGCAGUCCAGUUCAGCAGUGAGGGGUGCACUCUGUCAGGGUGCGACAUCCAGCUGGUCGGGACCGGCUACCGGCUAUCGCUGAUCAAGAAGAGAUUUGCUGCAGGAAAAUAUUUGGCGGAUAAUUAGUGGACCUUUUUGUGAACGGAACCAAAAGAAUCAAUGGCUUAAGACUGUGAAGACUAUGGAUCCAUCCCAUGUUUAGUGCAUUUAAAACGUUCUCUUUAGCGACCAUUAGAAUUAAUGGUUGAGAUUGAACAGAAUAGCAGAAGACACACCGACUGCUGCUGAGUUUAUGCAAGUAAAUACAAAUCAUUCAUCUUGUGCACUUGGAGACAUAAGGAGUAAAGCAUAGGGAAACCCUGAUUCUUUGUUUUUGAAUAGUGGAUUCAUCCAGUGAUCCAGCCUUAUUCAUUGCAGUUCUUUUUGCCUAACUGGUCGUCAUUGCAAAUGCACUGAAAAAGACAAUGUGAAUAGAUAAUAUCAUAUUAAAACAAUCUUAAACACGGUGGAAAAGGCUGGAAAAUGUAAUAAAUGAAUUUAAAAAGAAGUGUAGUUUAGAGUUGCUUUGCGGUUGUAUUUCAGUAAGUUCUAGGUUCCAUGAUAAUGGGGCGGCUGUAGCUCAGUGGGGUGAGGGGGUCGUCCUGCAACCCCAAGGUCGUCCGUUCGAUCCCCGCUCUCCACAUUAGUUGCAAGUCAAAGUGUCCAUGAGCAAGGCACUGAACCCCCAGUUGCUCCCCGGGCGCAUCACUGCAGCCCACUGCUCCUUAAUAACUAAGGAUGGGUUAAAUGCAGGGAAUACAUUUCGUUGCCUGUGUACCUGUACUCUGUGCAAUGACAAUAGAUUGAAUCCAAUCCAAUAUCUGAUUUACACUGCCACAUCAAAUCAGAUUUUUUCCCCCCACCAUGUAAAAAAAGAUCUUUUUCGUUGUCGAAGCAGAAGGGAUGUCUCUGUGGAAACAACACAGCCCUUUCUACAGUCGUGUGAUUCAAGGGCACUGGUCAGUUCAAAAUGUCCCGCAGCGCUGGAAUAGCACUCUUCAUCUAACGGGCUUUUUAUAUGGAAUUGUAUUUGUGUCUCUUAUCGGAUCGCAUGAAGGGGAAUUUUGAGCACAGUAAAACUUUGUUUGCAAGAAAAUUAAUUAUAUUUUGUAUAUUGUCAAGCAAAGAAGACUAAUUGGAGCAGCUCAAUUAUUUUACUUGUUUGCCUUAUCUUAGAUUUAAAUUCUAGUUUACAAUCAUUAUUUUAUAUAGUAGCACUGGAUCACAUGAUUGCUUUAUGUGAAUGAAGUUGCUCGUAGUGACAAACCCCACAAAGAAUAUUCACCCAAAUCGUGUUCAGUUGAUGGUUUUAGUUUUCCAGACGGCGACUAAACUGAUGACUUAGCUGAGUUGACUCUCGCGGCUCUCAUAGCAUUGUUUUUCUUCGCUGCAGACGGCAGGUGUUUCAGAGAAAAGGCUCAAAUGUACACGCUGUCAAAGUUGGCAACUAGCUGGUGUACAUUGUGGAGCAUUUAGCUUCUCAAAAGGCAGACUUUCCAUCAGUUGGGCGGGACUAAAAAACGGCUUAAAAGGAGACUAAAUAGUGCUCGUGUUACCGAGUGUCUGCUUGAUGUGUGCAGCUGUUUGCUAACAAGUUCACUAUGUCAUCUUAAAAGAUCAAAUGUCCGAGUUGCGGUCACAGACGGUUUCCGCUGCCAAAAACAAUCAUCAAAUUGCAUGUUUAGGGUUGGCAUAUGGGGUUUAUGGCAGCAGAAUAUAUUUUAGUUUGCUCAGAUGAAAUUAUUUUUCCGUUAUAAUAAUUUCUCGACAAAAUGUCAUCCAUGUGCUUGAAAAGAAACCCAUCUGGUCCCGUCCGGCGAUCAGGAUCGAAGCACACACAACGCUUAAUGUCUACACAUGCCGCCGUUACCACUAUUUUAAUGGCUUUUUGCCGUUGACGGGUCAUGUGAGCACAGAGUUGAAACUGUAAAUCAGUUACAGAAGUUUGACCUUCCGAAGAACAAACGCAUUACUUCACCACGAUGAGGGUGUGCAAUGCUGAGAUACAUAAACCUUCCCACAUGAAAGGACUAGAGACUCGAGUCGUAUUUGUGGUGGUGUGUGAGCGGUAACAUUGUGUAACAAGGCGAUACUUGAAUAACAGAAGCUGCUACUUUCACUGGAUUCAGUUAAUUUGUUCUGUUGUGUUUGAAAGGGCCUUAAGGUGUAAGACGCACACAGAGCCAGACGUGAGUGCCAUAUGGGGGUGAGAACGAGCUUUAAGUUUCAGGGUGAAUAAAGAAGGCGGACGAUUGUAGGAGUUGCCUUCGAUGCUGCUGAAAAACUUGGCCAAUUCCUUUGACCAUGAUCUUUGAUAGAGGUCUUGACAAAGAUUAUUGGGGACAUCACAGAGUAAUGAAAAGAAAUGACAGCCCUAUUCAUGUCCCUGUCUUAUUUUCUUCCUUUUCCACCAUGUUAAAUAAUAAAUGUUUUAUCAUUUUAUAAUAGCAAUAUUUAAGUGUAAAAAGUGUACAUAAAAAGGUAUGUUUCAAAUAUUUCCCUGGGCAUAUGGAUGUGUCUGUGAUUGUCUCUUGAUUUAUUGAUGUCAGCACUCAUGAUGAAUUAGGCCCUAUGUAACAACACCACUCUAUUGUUUAACAUGUGGGUUUCUUGUACCAAAAAAAGAUUUGCUGUUGACGAAUAACCUCAAACGGUGCCGCAUGAAAUCUGCAUUUGUCCAUUCUGUCUUAUCAACGCAAUACAAAUGAACCCAUUUCAAUACGGUCCUGAUACGUGUGUUAUUGUAUAAUUGUGCUAUGAGAGGAGACUUUUUGCCUUCACUUAAACCUCCACUCUCUGUUUUGCUGUUGUUGCACCUUCAAAAACUCAUUGUCAAUACAUUUGGCAUGUAUUCAUUGAUAUUUCCAUUCCAUUCCAUGCAUCUGAUAUAGGGGUUUGAAAUUCUCCUGUGUUUGACUUGCACACAAAACACACCUUCAAUUUCAUCAAUAAAACAGUUCAUGGACUCAUGUCACAUGUGGAUAUGUAUUGGAACAUCACAUGUUAUAUAAUGUUUGAAUGUGUUGACUCACAGAUUUGGCCUAUACUAUUUAAUUUAGUUUUUAAAAUAAUUUAAAAUAGAAAUUAUAAUAUGGUUAGUUCAGUUAAUUGUGAACAACAGUUCUCAAUGUUUCUGUUAAUGAUGUUAAUAUUUGUAUUUGCCUUAUUUUCAAGAAUACAUCAAGUCCUCCCAUAUGGGAGGGUUUCUGUAAGUUUAUUUUUUUUUACAACGUGUUGGCUGUAUUCCUUUCACUGCAUUAGACACAGAAUAUGCAAACAUGUCAUGUAAAUUUCCCAUCCAAAGAUUUUCAAAGUAAAUAUAUGUACAAAUCAAUAUAAUGUAAUACCUGUUUUACUUGGUAAUAAAGAAGAGGAAAUAUGAUACAUUUA